AUCUGCCCUUCCGUUAGUCCAGCUUCUAAACUGCAUUCGAUACUCCCGUUAAGCCCUUGUCGUGGUCGAUUAUGUCCACAUAAGGAUAGGACACUGCCAGACUUAUGGCCAUCCGUACCCUCAUGGAUCUGAGUGUGUCCUAUUUUUACACAUAUCCCUAUACCUUCCUUAGGUCGGAGGUACAGAAGUCCGUGAGCCUGAUUCAUGGUACCCAAGUGUCACCGCCGAAGACGUACUUCUUACUCGCAACUCGUUUUCAGAACCAGUCCAUAGUUGUUGUUCAGCUCAGGGCGGUGAACGUGCAGCGACAUGCAUUCCUUCGUCCAUUCCAUAUGUCAAGCAAAUGUAAUCUGAGAGUUCAAUAAUGUCACUCGAUGUGGCGAAUUCAAUGCCUCUCUGUUGCGGCUUCUUAUAGCUUGCUUGCGUCGUAUAUCUCUCGCACUUCAUCCCGAAAGUGCUCUUAGGUACUUUCUGUCCUUCAUCUCUUCAUCAUGACAGAAAUACCCCCGUCCUUGAAGAAUCUCAAGCGCCGCACUGUCCUCCCUCUCAUACGCAAGACAGAAUCUCGCUUGGCCCCGGCUCGUUUUGCCAUAGCCAAGCAAGCCAUUCCAGAUCCUGCAAACAUACAGGGCGACGUGUAUCUUCUCUUUCCAAAGGUUGCAGAAUGUUUUCUCUUCUUUUGGAUUGAAGACAAGGACAAGUUCAAGGCCGCUCUGCGGAACUAUCGGCCAACUUCCUCUGAAGAUGUCGCCGGGCACCUGGAGACUAUCUCCGAUGCGAAGGAACGUGGCCAGAUCGCUGACCUUUUCCAGACUCAGAUUGCCUUCAGUCGCUCCGGCCUGACCGCGUUGGGUCGACCUGAAGCCGUUGGCGACAUACGCUACGAUGGCGGUUCUAUGCGAAGAGACAAGGGGGUGCUUGGCGAUGGUCGCCAGUGGGAUCCGAUUUUUGACCCUGGAACUGUACAUGGUGUCUUCGUCGUUGCAGCAGCCAAUGCUCAGAAGCGAUCUGAGGCUCUCACUAAUAUCAAGGAUCUGUUCGGUGGCGCUGUAAGGAAGUUCAGGAGUAUCAAUGCAGACCGACGCACGGGCAAGAACAAGGGCCAUGAGCAUUUUGGCUACGAGGAUGGCGUUUCUCAGCCUGCUAUACGCGGCCUUGCCAUUCCUCGUAAAGGCCAACUUGAGGUUGAUCCCGGUGUGAUUAUCAUGGGCUACAAAGGCGAUCCCGUCUUCGAUAGCACUGAUCCAAACGUCACUAAACGUCCAUACUGGACAAAGGAUGGUAGCCUUAUGGUCUUCCGUAAACUUGAGCAAGAUGUGAAAGGCUUUGAGGACUACCUUACCCAGAACGCUAACCGCUGGAGGGACUUCUGGCCCCCUGGUACGGUUGGCCAGGACCUUACGCCCAAGGAGGGUGCAGACCUGUGGGGUGCAAGGAUGAUUGGAAGGUGGAAAUCCGGAUGUCCGAUCGCUUUGUCCCCUUAUCGAGACAACCCCGACAUCGCUGCUGACCCGGACCAAGUGAAUAAUUUCGACUACACCGUCCCGAACCAGACAGGACCUAGUGACAUUGGUUGCCCCUUCGUCGCUCAUACUCGUAAGACCGCGCCACGCAACCUCGAUCCAUUCGUCUCGAAGAAAUACUUGGAGUCAGCUGUUAUCGUACGUGCCGGCAUGCCCUACGGCAAAGACUACUCCGAAGCGCCUCUCGACACAGAGCGUGGUUUGGCCUUCGUCUGUUACAGUUCUAGUAUCACGAAUGGUUUCUUCCUUCAGACGACCGGAUUUGCCGGUAACGAUUACUUUCCUACCAGCGGCGUUAUUCCAUUCAGGCAUGGUCAGGACCCUAUUCUCGGCGGACCCGGAGAUAUGUUCGAUGCUGCUAUUAUCGGAGACCCCGACGUAAACCAGACGGACAAGGACAUUGUCCCCAACAAGGAAAUUACCAUUCGUGUCAGCGAUAAGACGGGAAAAAUCUUCCAAGUCAGUGGUGUUGCCAGGCCGGAGGAUGUCACCGCUUUUAAGCAAGACUUCUUCGUGACGUCCCGAGGAGGAGAAUAUUUUUUCGUUCCGUCCGUGGAGACGGUCAAGCUACUUGCGGGUGCAUAGUCGUCGAAAUCUCUCUAGGUAGCUUGCCUCGUAGCGAUCGUAUUGCCCAUGUCUAUUACUGUAACGAGAAAGAAGGGCGAAUUUGAGGUGCACCAACCAGAAGGCGAAUCAUGUCUUUGCGUCGGGGCCAUAAUCGAGAAGUUCUUCGCAGUUGUAUUGCAUAUAUACACUACAACGAGCGAAAUGAACCCUCUGAAAACGUUAGCGAAAUCUGUCUAAAAACUACCACUACAAAUCUUAUACAAAUAAUGUGGAAAGUAAACUGCUACUUGCUUUUGUUACCAAUGAUAGAUAGCUUUGGAUUC
This is a messenger RNA of Somion occarium, 2413 nucleotides long. The record is from the annotation of a GenBank genome assembly. Lineage: Eukaryota; Fungi; Basidiomycota; Agaricomycetes; Polyporales; Cerrenaceae.